Molecule: messenger RNA, 4545 nt
Organism: Scylla paramamosain (green mud crab)
Lineage: Eukaryota; Metazoa; Arthropoda; Malacostraca; Decapoda; Portunidae
Gene: Xpac
Product: DNA repair protein complementing XP-A cells homolog
Exons: 7
Coding region: 479-2005 (508 amino acids)
Biological process (GO): UV-damage excision repair; nucleotide-excision repair, DNA damage recognition; nucleotide-excision repair involved in interstrand cross-link repair
Cellular component (GO): nucleotide-excision repair factor 1 complex
Molecular function (GO): damaged DNA binding
Source: RefSeq, a predicted model, not a curated record
ACAGACCGUGUCUUACUCACAGCUCGCGCUUCUCCUCAUAUUUAUCAAGUUUUCUCCUCGCCCCUUCCUUCUGACGGCUCACUGACGGAGGCAGAAGGACGAGAGGUGACCAGAGAAGGCUUGAGAGAUGAGAGGGAGGAGAGACACGGCGAGAUAAAGCCACAAGACCACAAAGAAGUGAAGAGCAGAAGAGGAGAAAGAAGAUCAAGGAGGAGGAAGAGGAGGAAUAAAAGAAAAAAAAAAGAACCAGAAAUAGAAAUUGAAAGUAGUGGAAAAAAAAAAGGAGGAGGAGGAAGAGAAGAAGAAUAGGAAGAAAAAAAGGAAAAGAAGAAUUGAAAGGAUAGAAAAAGGAGGCUUAUUAUAAACUGAAACAAAAAAAAGAAGAAAGAAGAAAUAGUAUAAAUAAAAACAGUAAAACAAAAAAAGAACAAGAAGAAAAAAAGAUGAAGAAAAAGUAGAAAAAAACAAACAAACAAAAAUGUCUGCCACAGCACAAAGAAAACGAAGCAUUUUUGAUGAUUCCGACUCAGACAUUGAUGACCCCCCCUCCCCCACUCUCCCCCCUGGCCCGGAAAUCCCAGAACCUCCCCCUCCGACCCCCCACACCCCCCCUGUGGUCCCCAACCCUGCGACAAAGAAAAUGGAGAACAAGAGAGGAGGAAGAGGAAGAGGAGGAGUGAAGGAGGUUAAGGAAGACGAGGAGGAUGGAGGAAGAGGGCAAAGAAGACAAGUUAAGAAGAUUAGAGAGGAAGAAGAGGAGGAGGAGGGAAGAGGAAGAAAGCAAGGAAGAAGAAAAGUCAAGAAGGUAAUAGAAGAGGAAGAGGAGGAGGAAGAAGAAAUUGAAGAAGUCCAAAGAGGAAGAGGGAGAAGAGGAAGAGGAAGAGGAAGAGGAGGAAUAAGACAAGUAAAGAAGAUAAAGAAAGAAUCUGAGGAGAAGGAGGAGGAGGAGGAGGACAAGACGAAGGAAAAGAAAAACAAGAAAAAGGAAAAUAAAGAAGAAAAUAAAAACCAGAACAAAGAAAGCAAGAGGGAGACGAACAACAAACACAAAACGCAGCAAGAGAUGGACCAAGAAACACUGACUGAAAUUGAGCGAGAGAUUGAUGAAGAGGAGAAAAUAAAGCUGGAGAUUGAAGCUAGGGAGAUAGAUGACGAAGCUAGGGAGAUAGAUGACAUGGAGGAGAGGGAGAGUGGGAGAGUGAAGCUGACCCCUGCACAGAAAGCUUUAGUGGAACAGAAGAGACAGGAGGCUUUGGUUAAGAGGAGAGAGAAAGCAAACAAGAGGAACCCUUACUACAUGGCUGAGAGGGAGAAGGUGGAGAAGAAAGUGGUUCGGAUAAACAACACAAAAAUGGUAGAUUCUGGAGGAGGGUUCUUCAUUGAGGAGGAGGAGGAAGGAGGAGAAGGAGGAGUGAGUAAGGAAGAUAUAAUGGCAGCGAUGCAGUUGGUGUCAGAUCCUGCUCCGUUCCUGGAGGAGGAGGACAGGCCGGUGUGUGGGAGCUGUGAGCGUAUCUUCCACACCUCUUACCUCCUUGACCACUUCGGCCACCCGGUGUGCGACCAGUGCAGGGACCCAGAGGAGGCGCACACACUGAUCACACGGACAGAUGCGCGUCAGGAGUACCUGCUGAAGGAUGUGGACAUGGACAAGAGGGAGCCGCCGCUGAGAUACAUUGUGCGUGCCAACCCUCACAACUCGGCCUGGGGUGACAUGAAGCUGUACCUCAAACUGCAGGUUGAGAAGAGGGCACUGGAGGUGUGGGGGUCAGAAGAGGCACUGGAGGAGGAACUGCAGAGGAAGGAGGAACAGAAGCAGAAGAACAAACUCAAGAAGUACAACAAGAAAAUGAAAGAGCUGCGGAUGAGUGUGCGCAGCAGCCUGUACACACGAGCCAGCAAGACGCACACACACACGUAUGGCGAGGAGGUGUACAUGCCUGACGAGGACGAGUAUAUGCGUACAUGUGACUCUUGUGGCCACUCCUACACCUAUGACAAGAUGUAGUGUGUGUGUGUGUGUGUGUGUGUGUGUGUGUGUGUGUGUGUGUGUGUGUGUGUGUGUGAGAGUGAGAGCAAAAUAAUGUAUGAGUAAAAAAAGAGAGAUGGUUCAUGACAGAAUCUCAGGUUUUAGAGAGAGAGGGAGAGAGAGAGAGAGAGUUCACAAUUCAUAAUCUCAGGUAUUUUCACAAACACUCAUGAAAACUGUAUCAUCAUUAUUUUUUACAUCUGUCUUGUUACAGUGCACUGCCAGAAUACACCAGUAGUAGUAGCAGUAGGAGUAGAAGGGGUAUGUGGGGAGGGGGAGGAGGUACAAGGAAGAGACAAAUAGUUUUUCUAUUUGCAAUUAUUUCUUAAUUCUUUCUCAUUUAGGUUAGGUUACAGUAGAACCAUUUAGCACUGAGUGUUUAGGUGUGGCUCCCCUGUGGAUUGGUCUCCUCUCUGCCCUGCCAGGUGUGCAGGUGUGGUCAUGAGUCAUGUCCUGCUCUGUUGCCAUGAAUUGUGACCAGUUCAGGUUGGAAGGCUUGAACAGCAGUGUGUUGUGAGAUGAGUGUGAGGUGCCUGCGAGGGGAGGGACUUGAGCUGGUUGUCAUUCACGACAAGAAAGCACAACACAACUUGUGGUCGCACCUGACAUGAUCCAGGAACACCCACACCUGCAAGUGCAGGUCUUCCUGCAGCCUUUUUGUAAUAAGAGAUAUGCCUUUAUAUUUUUCGCCAUAAGUUUUUCUGAGUACCAUGCAGCACAGGAGAACGUGAGGCAGGUGUGGGAGUGAGGAAGGGGAAGUGUUCAUUGUAAUGGUGACCAGAGGGAGUAGCCUGGGUGACUUGCCUCUGCCUGGCCUUGGCACCAUUGCACAGCACUGUGUUGUCAUGGUACACACAUCACAGUCUUUGCCGUUGUCCCCAAAAAAACAAACAUUCAUAAUAUUUUCUCAGCAUUAACCCUUUCACUGCUAAUUUGGGUCAUCUUUCUUUAAUCCUUAACCACUUUGAGAUAUCUCUUCUAGUUGUGUAGCCAUCCACAAACAUCUUGCUGGCUAGAAGCUGCAAAAUCUUUACUUUUUAUUCCCUUUCAUUCUUGUAGAUGCUUAUAUAGGUUUCAUAUUUUGCUUUCAGUGUUGUAAAUUGUUACAUAUGACAGUGACAGUUAAAAAAGAAAUGCAUGUUCAGAUUCCUGUGAAGGCAGUAAACAGUUAACACAUCACACUGAGGGAACACACACAAAUGCCUAAACACUCACUAUAAAAUGGAUUUACUAGUAGCAGGUUAGGUUAGUAGUAGUAGUAGGAGGAGGAGGAGGAGGAGGAGGGAGUGGAGGAAGAGUCAACCAGUUUGUCCAUUUGUAACCAUUACUAACCUCUCAGUCUGUUUCCUCUUCCUCUUAUCCUCUAAACUCCUUCAUUUCUUCCUCCUCCUUUUGCUCUUCUCUUUCUCUAAGCCUCUUCAUUCCCUCCUCCUCUUCCUCCUCUCUCCAAACUCCUUCAUUUCCUCCUCCUCCUUUCUUUCUCUAAACUCCAUUUUUUUCCUCUCUCUUCCUCCUAAACAUGCACUAAACUUAAUUACCUUCUCUUCUAUCUUUGUAUUCCUUCUCCUUUCUUAAUUUUCUCCUCUUCUCUUUGUUCUUGUCUUCCUAAUUUUCUUCAUCCUCCUCCUCCACCCUUUCAUCACCUUCCUUUUCUUUUCCUUAUUCUUCACUCAUUUGUGUUUUAUCUUCUUUUUGAAUAUAUGCAUUCUCUCUCUCUCUCUCUCACACACACACACAAUCAAUUCCUUUAACACAAAUAUACAAUCUCUUUUUAUUACACAAUUUUUUUUACCUACAAUCUGUUAUAUUUGAAAAAGUGUGUGUGUGUGUGUGUGUGUGAUGCCUCUCUAAUACCCUCAUAGUGGGGGUUUUUUCUCUCUCUCUAAUUCAUAUGUAGAGAGAGAGAGAGAAUUAAAGAAAAUAGUCAUUAACACCAUACAUUUUCUUUCCAAUACUCUCUCUCUCUCUCUCUCACACACACACACACACACACACACACACACACACACACACACACACACACACACACUCACUCAAAGGGACAAAAGAAACACACACAACAAAACUGACCUUUUUAAUUAUUAGGAAUGGAUCAUACAUCAUCAUCAUCAUCAUCAUCAUUGCUUUGCUUUGUCUGUUCUCUGCUGCUUACUCUUAACUAUUAUUCUCUUCCUUUGUCACUUGUGGUAGAAAAUGGAUGUUUGUGUGUGUGUGUGUUUGGAUGCUGUGUCAGUGUGUGUUUGUGACCUGUGAGAGAGAGAGAGAGAGAGAGAGAGAGAGAGAGAGAGAGAGAGAGAGAGAGAGAGAGAGAGAGAGAGAGAGAGAGAGAGAGAGAGAGAGAUGCAGUGUUUUGUGUGGUGAGUGAGAGAGGGAGUGUGGUUUUAGUGUGUUAUUGUGUGGUGAGUGACUGUGAGUUUGUAAACAUACUGUGGUGUGAUGAGAGAGAGAGAGAGAGAGAGAGAGAGAGAGAGAGAGAGAGAGAGAGAGAGAGAGAGAGAGAGAGAGAGAGAGAGAGAGAG